AAAUCCAAGGAACAGCAAUAAUCAUGAAGUCAAUCGUAGCCGUCGUUCUAGCCGUGUGCAUGGCCAGUACCCGGGCCCAGCCUUUGGCCAUUCCCAGCCAGUUGGACGCCCAAGUUCGCAAUGUUGUGGACGAGAUGGCAGAGAUUGGUAAGAAUGCCGGCGAGGCCCUGGCGCACCAGUACGAGGAGAUUAUUGUGGAGCCACAGCACGAGCUGGAGGAGGCCGUCGAUCAAGUGGAGGCCCGUCGCGCAGAGAGUCCCGAGUGCGUGGCGGCCGAGGAUGAGAAGAUUACCCACAUCUUGGACGCGGCCCAUGACGAGAUGCACAGCUGCAGUGUUGUCGCUGCCCACACCUCCGCCGAGAUUGCAACUGAUGUGAGCGCAGCCACCCAGCAGCUCACCUUCGGUGGCUACGCCCUGGGACGCACCUACAACCAUUGCCAGAGCUACAAGAGCUCCGUCCUAAAACAGACCUGCAUGGCCAAGUUCUACGUUCAGGCCUCCAUUUACCUGAUCAGUGCCCGCUCCUCCAUCAAGACCAUCAGGCAGUCGACCAACCAGCGCAUUCCCGCCGUCUUCGCCGAGGGAAAUGUCUGCACCCAUGACGCCUCCGCUCAAGCCAUCCUUGGCCUCGAGGAGGUCAAUCGUCAUAUCGAUGCUUGCGUCUCCCGUCGUCAUCGCUGAUUCCUGAUUCUAGUAUCCGGAUCUCUUGUGCAGUCAAAUAAAAUGUUGGAAUACCUA
Molecule: messenger RNA, 740 nt
Organism: Drosophila obscura
Lineage: Eukaryota; Metazoa; Arthropoda; Insecta; Diptera; Drosophilidae
Exons: 1
Coding region: 24-683 (219 amino acids)
Source: RefSeq, a predicted model, not a curated record